AUGAGCGCCCUAGGUCGUGUCCGCAUCGGCCACAAAGCCCCAGAUUUCCACUGCGAAGCCGUCGUCAACGGUGUCAUAUUAGAGGUAUCCCUAAGCACCUACAUUCACUCUCCCUCCUCCUCCUCUGCUACCAGCCCCCCAUCCGCCACCACUUCCUCUGACACCUCCCCUUGGCUCCUCAUCCUCUUCAUCCCCACCGCCUUCUCCUUCGUGUGCCCAACCGAAGUCCUCGCCUUCCAAACCUGCCUCUCAGAAUUCCAAUCCCGCAACUGCAACCUCGUCUUCAUAUCCGUCGACACCAAGCACUCUUUGUGGCACUGGCAAAACGUGCCGCGCCAGUACGGCGGUUUGGGCAAAGUAGACAUCCCCCUGCUCAGAGACGCAAACCAACGCAUCGCCCGUGACUACGGUGUCCUCGUCGAAGAAGAAGGCGUCACCCUCCGCUGCGCAUUUCUAGUCGACGGUGGCGGUGUUGUCCAACAAAUCACCCUAAACAACCUCACCGUAGGCCGAAGCGUGUUGGAAGCCCUUCGUCUGCUGGAAGCUUUUCAAGCCGUGGCGAAACAUGGGGUUCUGUGUCCUGUGGAUUGGAAACCCAAUGAUCAUGCGAUGGAGACGAUAAGCACGAUUUCUGGGACCUUGACGGAGAGUUAUGAGGAGAGGUUGUAG
Molecule: messenger RNA, 669 nt
Organism: Pyrenophora tritici-repentis Pt-1C-BFP
Lineage: Eukaryota; Fungi; Ascomycota; Dothideomycetes; Pleosporales; Pleosporaceae
Source: RefSeq, a predicted model, not a curated record